ACGCGUUUCUUCGUCAAGAGAUGAAAUGCUUGUUUUUAUUACGAAAUGCCACUCUCCUACCGGAGUCCCUAACCUCUCUGCUCUCCUUGGAUCUCCCUCUCCCUCUAUCUCCCCCUUCUUUCUCGAAUCCAUACAAAUCUCCGAUCCCUCUUCGAUUCUCUCAGCGACAAGUUCCGGUCACUCUUCUUUAGGUUCUUGGUAGAAGAGAUGGUUGUUUGCAAAUGCCGCAAGGCGACUAGGCUUUAUUGCUUUGUUCACAAGGUGCCUGUUUGCGGGGAAUGCAUCUGUUUUCCAGAACACCAAAUCUGUGCGGUAAAAAAAUACUCUGAUUGGGUAGUUGAUGGAGAGUAUGAUUGGCCUCCUACAUGCUCCUUCUGUAAUGCUGCAGUUGAAGCUGGAAAUGAUCAGACUACCCGACUGGGUUGCUUGCAUCUUAUGCACACAAAUUGUUUGGUGUCGCAUAUUCAAAGCUAUCCACCACAAACUGCGCCAGCAGGAUAUAUUUGUCCUGCAUGUUCUUCACCUAUAUGGCCUCCUAUAAGCAUUAAAGAUACAGGAUCUCGCCUCCAUUCAAAACUCAAGGAAGCAAUAAUCCAGAGUGGCUUGGAGAAAAAUGUAUUUGGAAAUCACCUUGUUUCAUUGCCUGCAGCAGAGAGCCGUGUUCCUCCUCCUGCUUUUGCUUCGGAUCCACUUAUGCGUGUAUCUGGUGUCGAAGAUAGAGAUAAAAGUAGUGCAGAUUCAUUUACCAAAGAAGCAAAAUACUCAGAUGAAGCACACUCUGCUGCUGGAACAGGUUCUAUUAAACUUUCAGAAUCGGAGAUUGUUGAAAUAGAUGAUAGUUCGUUAGGAAACCAAUUAAAGCCAGACCAAGAGCCCAACUUCAUAAAAAGUGUGAGCCCGAAGGGUCCUGGUGCUACCACAAGGAAGGGCACUUACCAUGUUGAAAGACAAAAUUCAGAAAUAUCAUAUUAUGCUGAUGAUGAAGACGGAACACAUAAAAAGUACACAAGAAGGGGUCCUUUCCGUCAUAAGUUUCUGAGAAUGUUGCUUCCUUUCUGGUCUAAUGCAUUGCCAACUCUACCAGUGACUGCACCACCACGCAAAGAUCUAGCCAAUACAAAUGAUGUUCCAGAAGGACGUCUGCGACAUCAAAGAUCCUCAAAGAUGGACCCCAGGAAAAUCUUACUUGUCAUGGCGAUCAUGGCAUGUUUGGCAACAAUGGGCAUCCUCUACUAUCGAUUGGCACAGCGCAGUCUUGGUGAAGAAGUGCCUGAAGAUGAACCUCAGUAGGUACUGUUUAGCCUUUUCUCAUGCAAGUGUUGUGUGGUAUUGUUUCAUAAACUUUUCGGUUUCUGGGCCUUCAUUCCAGGCCAUUUCCCUUCCUGUGAAGCAAACAUACCGCCACCAAAAAACUACUCCUUAUAGAGUGAUUAAAUGUUGUUUACCUGAUGUUGAAAGAACUUUUGCUUACCAAAUCAUUAUCUACUCAUUUUAGUCAUUUCCCACUCCCUUAGAAACCAUGUACGGCAGCUACUUUUGGAUUGAAGAAUGCAAGUUGUAAUCUGUUCACAGCCUGAUCUAUUGUGCUGAUAGGUUGGUUUAUAUUAUGUCUUCCUUUGUCAUGAUUGCCUUAAUAAGAUGCAGAGAAUGCUAGCCAUGCUUGCCUUGCUGUUUGAGAUGCCUCUCCGUGAUGCUUUUCAACAUCUGUUUGUUUCCUAUGGUUGUUGAGGACCAUAACAGAUGCACCAUAAGCUCUCCUCGGAUCACUCUGCACUCUUCUCUUUUGGAUAUAUGCACUUUUUUCUCGAGUGAGGUUCAGACUUCAGAACCAGAUCCUUGGUUUAAAAAAAUGUCUUCAUGGUGAAUAGUGUAAUAUGGAAAUGGUUAUGUAUUUGCCAUUUAACAGGCGGUACUGAUUUUUUUUAUAUAUUUUGGUUGCUACUUAUCUAUUUAAUAUAAAGUUAGAAAAGAAUAUUUCUUUUGUACAAAUUGAUAUUUAUUCAUAAGAGCUCUCUUCCACAA
Messenger RNA from Elaeis guineensis (African oil palm), 2022 nucleotides. Lineage: Eukaryota; Viridiplantae; Streptophyta; Magnoliopsida; Arecales; Arecaceae. The record is from RefSeq and is a predicted model, not a curated record.